AUGAAAAGCUUCUUAAAACACUUUGGUGACCAGGCCUCCCGCGUGAAGGUGCACAUGUACUCGGUCCUCAUCGAGUUUGUCCCUGUAGCUUGCAACCCAGACAACAGUGGCUACCUCCGGGUCAUUGAGGGCUCCAACAACCUCAACCCGAACGUGAUAGAAGAAGCCCACUGGAUUAAACCCCCAGAAUGCAGAGCGAAGGGUCAAAAAGUCGCUCACCUCAUUGUACGCUUCAAUAAUCUGAAGGCCGCUAAUCGCGCUAUAUGCAAUGGUCUCGUUAUAGCCAGUAAGCAGGUCUCGGCGAGAAAGCUAAUCCGAGAGCCCCGCCGCUGCCUGAAGUGUCAGCAGAUCGGAGUCCCACACCUAGCUAGCAACUGCAAACAGAUCCAUGACACCUGCGGGAACUGUGCCUCAAUCUCCCACAGGACCUCUGCAUGCGAGGCAGACCCUACAGACUUUAGAUGCAGCAACUGUAUCCGGGCAGGACGUGUGAAUGCAGAUCAUGCAGCUUGGGACCGUGACUGUCCGGUUUUCCUGGAGCACUGUCGCUGCAUGGAAGAACGCCAACCAGAGGUGAAGUACCGCUUCUUCCCCACUGAAGACCCAUCUACCUGGGAACUAACAGGACAGCCACUGAUGCCAGCCACUCCCCCCUACCGCCGCAUCCCUACGCCUGAGCGUAAGGAGCCACCGUUGCAGAACUGGGCAGAUGAGGCAGAUAACCUCUACCCACAACCCAACCUUUUCCCUCGCCCGUCACAGGCCUGCCGGGCCAGCGAAGCAAGAAGCUCCCAGAACGCAUCACAGCCACGGCCCCAACUCCACCAGACAUUCAUACACCGCUCGGGCUCCCGGGCGUCAUCUAAGGUCUCAUACGGCAGAGAUUCCCCCCUGAACCUGAACAAGUCGCUCACAGCACAAUCAGCCUUCAUCAAUUCCUUUUCCACCUCCGACUUCGACAUCGUUCUCUUACAGGAACCAUACCUCAAUCCCCGCACCUCCCUCACUCGUGCUACAUCACACUGGAUAGUGGUAUAUCUCCAUACCCACUACUCUGAAGCUAGAGAAUGCACACGCUCCAUUAUCUUUGUCAGCAAGCGGAUCUCAGGAGAAACCUGGUCGCAGGUUAAGGUCGACUCCCCGGACAUUACUGCCAUCUCCCUGCGCACUGUGUCCAGCCCACUACACAUCUUCAACAUCUACAAUGACCAACAUCACCAGGACUCCAUCAAUCUACUUGCGCGAGCCACCACGCAACUCGCACAACCAGGAGAAGCGGAAGUGAACGUAAUAUGGGCAGGAGAUUUCAACCGACAUCACCCCAUGUGGGACGAGGAACGGAACCACCACCUUUUCACUCAGGAAGCUCUGACGAUGGCCCAGCCCCUUCUCGACAACAUUGCAGCCUUUGACCUCACAAUGCUCCUUGCCCACAGCACACCAACGCUGGAAGCAUCACUUACAAAGAACUACAUGUGCCCUGACAACAUCUUCGCCUCCUCAGACACGGCCAGCCAGCUCUUGUCAUGCGACACCAUCCCCACACUCCGCCCUCCAUUCACUGACCACAUUCUCAUCUCACUUACACUGGACGUCUCCACAUACACAACGCAGGAGGUCCCACGUUGGAACUUCCGCGAGGUUGAUUGGGAGGAUUUUCGCUCAUGCUUGAAGAGCAACCUGAGCUCCCACAUGCUUGGGGAAGGGGAGAUCUCUACUCCAGAGCAGUUCAACACUGUCCUGAAGAACUUGACAGAUGCCAUCACUGCGACGAUUAAAGAAAAGGUCCCGCUCUCGAAACCAACGCCGUUCACAAAGUGUUGGUGGUCCAAAGACCUCACCAAGUCUCGGAAACAUGUACAAUGCCUUACACGAACCUCCCACAAAUUCCAGCACAUUGCAGACCACCCAUCACACACGGAAUACCGCAAGACACGCAACCGAUAUGGUGAGGAGAUCAAGUCUGCCAAGCAAGACCACUGGGAGGCGUGGCUGGAGUCUGCAGACUCAGAAUCUAUCUGGACGAUCGACCGAUUCACUUCAGCAGGACCGACAGAUGGUAGCCGACUGCGAGUGCCCCCACUGAGGGAAGGUAGUGAGCCACCUGUAGAUGACAACGCAGCCAAGAGCACAAUUCUGUACAAGACCUUCUUUCCACCCCUGGGUCCUCCACCGACCAUACCCAAUGGCCACAGAUAUGGAUGCCCCGCAUUCUGCUUCUCCCCUAUCACAGAUGCACAGAUCGAGGCCGUUAUCAAGAAGCUGCGUGAUCACAGGGCACCGGGGCCGGACAGUGCUCCUAAUGAGGUAUACAAACACUGCAUAGCCUUACUCCUUCCACAUCUAGGUCGUCUCUUCCGUGGAACCUUCAACCUGCAGGUCUACCCUACUGAAUGGAAGACAUCGAACACAGUGGCCCUACAGAAGCCUGGCCGCCCAGACUACUCUGUAGCCAAAUCCUACCGUCCUAUCGUGCUCCUUAACUGCAUCAGUAAGAUCUUAUCUGCAUGUGUUGCUAACAUCCUUGUCUACAAAUCAGAAGCACACAACCUCCUUGCCCGCAACCACUUCGGAGGUCACCCAGGCCGACGCACCACAGACUCCCUCCACCUGCUGGUCAAAUCUGUCAAGGAUGCGUGGAGACAAGGGAAAGUAGUUUCCAUCCUCUUCCUGGACGUCAAAGCUGCCUUCCCCAGUGCAAGCCUAGACCGCCUUUUCCACAAUAUGCACAGGCGGGGAGUCCCCAUAGAGAUUGUCAAUUGGCUCCGCAGGCGCCUCAAAGGCCGACACACCAGAAUUCUCUUCGACGACUUCAAAUUGGCACUCUUCGAGAUCCUCAGUGGCAUAGACCAAGGCUGCCCCCUCUCCGUCAUCCUUUAUGAGUUCUACAACUCUGAUCUCUUUGAGAUCACCUACAGGGUCCCCCACUCACUAGCGCUCGGUUACAUUGACGAUGCAGUGAUCAUUGCCACAGGAAAGGACUACACGGAAACACAUGCUACACUCUGCAGCUACAUGGAUGGUCAUAACAGCGUGAUGACAUGA
Sparassis crispa is the source of this 3045-nucleotide messenger RNA. RefSeq lists its product as hypothetical. The transcript is spliced from 2 exons. The coding region runs from base 1 to 3045 and encodes 1014 amino acids. Gene Ontology annotation, molecular function: catalytic activity. Lineage: Eukaryota; Fungi; Basidiomycota; Agaricomycetes; Polyporales; Sparassidaceae. The record is from RefSeq and is a predicted model, not a curated record.